This is a messenger RNA of Eucalyptus grandis, 4680 nucleotides long. Its product is annotated as disease resistance protein RPV1-like. Lineage: Eukaryota; Viridiplantae; Streptophyta; Magnoliopsida; Myrtales; Myrtaceae. The transcript has 7 exons. Bases 1304 to 3442 code for a protein of 712 amino acids. The record is from RefSeq and is a predicted model, not a curated record.
ACCCUUAAUUUUUCUAUAGGGACAUCUAAGAAAGAGAGAUAGAUCUGGUAAAAUAGGCUCCCAUGACGAACCUAGAGGCCGGAAUGAGCAGCGAUGGUGCAGUAGGAGGGGAGUAUCAAGUGUUCCUGAGUUUUAGAGGACCGGACACUCGUCAUGGAUUCACCAACUGUCUCUAUCACGCCUUGGUAGAUGCAGGAAUCCGCGUCUUCAGGGACGAUGAUGAACUCCGUGUUGGGGAAGUGAUUGGUGGAGAGUUGCUUCGGACCAUCGACAACUCCAUACUCUACAUACCUAUCUUUUCUCAAAGCUACGCUACUAGUAAAUGGUGCCUCCGAGAGCUCACUAGGAUAGUGGAGAACACAGACGCCUCUAAUAGAUCUGAGGGGAUUAAGAAGAAGAUACUUCCCAUUUUCUUCGACGUGGAACCUGAAGAUGUGAAGCUUAAAACGUCAUCGUAUAGUGAUGCCCUGCUGGAGCAUGAGAAGAAGGUCCCUGAGGAAGUCAAGGCAUGGCGAAAGGCUCUUGUGCAGGUAGAUGAAAUCAAGGGGUGGAAUCUGAACAAGGAUGAAGGCCAGGGACAUCUUAUCAAGUUGGUUGUUGAAGAGGUUCUGGAUAAUUUGAAGAUAAAGCAUAAACCUGUGACUGAACAUUUAGUUGGACUCCCUGAUCGGGUAGUAGAUGUCAUGAAAUUACUAGACAUCAACUCUGGUGAUGUGCGGCUAAUUGGAAUUCAUGGAAUGGGUGGUAUUGGUAAAACAACGCUAGCCAAGAUCAUCUUCAACCAACUAUCUUCGCACUUUGGAAAGCGACGCAGCUUCCUUGAAGACAUUCGCGAAGAGUCGAGGAAGGAUAGCUUAGUCAAGUUGCAGGAGAAAUUGCUGUCCGAAAUUAUUAAUUCUAAAGUAAUAGAAAGAAUUCCUGAUGCUGAUUAUGGCAUGAGGAGGACCGGAGAAAUUCUUUGCAAUAAGAUGGUUCUCAUAGUUCUUGAUGACGUUGACAAGGGCGAACAAAUCGAGAAACUACUAGGAAAAUACUCUCUGUAUCCAGGAACUAGGAUAAUUGUUACGACUAGGAAUACGGGUGUGCUGCAGAUAAAGGGAUUUAAGUAUACAGUUCUACCUUAUCAGAUGGAGGAGCUAAACUUUAAUCAUGCACUCCAGCUUUUCGAAAGGCAUGCAUUUGGUGGAGACUCUCCUUCACAUGAUCAUCGUAUCCUUGCUAGGGAAAUUGUCUCUACUACCGGAGGGCUUCCUUUGGCUCUUGAAGUGAUAGGUUCACUCCUCUAUCGAAAGCCGAGAGCAAUAUGGAGGAGACAUUGGAGAAGUCAAGAGAAAUACCUGAGAAUGAGGUCCAAAGGAAGUUGAAGAUUAGCUAUGAUGCGCUAGAUGAUUAUCAGCAACAGAUUUUUCUUGACAUUGCAUGCUUUUUCAUUAAUGAGGAUACGACUAAUGCAAUUUACAUGUGGACUGAGUGUCAGUUUUUUCCUGAAGGCGGAAUCGAUGUCCUUAUUAGCAUGUCCUUGAUAAAGAUAUUAGAUAACAGAAGAUUUUGGAUGCAUGAUCAACUAAGAGAUCUUGGAAGGGAAAUUGUUCAUAAAGAAAGCCUGACAGACCCUGGAGAGCGUAGUAGAUUGUGGAUAAGCGAAGAGAUCCACGAAAUAUUAAGAACGAAGGAGAGCAAGAAGAAGGUUCAAGCAUUUGAUCUAGAUGGAAAGUAUACUCUGAUCUUGAUCACAGAUAAACAGCUUGAAAGGUUUCGAAGUUUAAGAUUUCUAAAGUUAUGUGAUGUAACCUUUAUUGGAGAUUUCUCAGAUUGUCUUUCAAAGAUAAGAUGGUUUUGUUGGCAUUCUCCUCCAACAAGUUUUUGGGCGGUCAAUAUGCAUUCAAGAAAUAUAGUUGUUCUUGAACUUUCUGACAAUCACUUUACAGAUGAUUCAAAUGUGUGGAGCUUAAUGAAGAUGGCAACCAAAUUAAAGGUUCUAACUCUCAAAAAGUGUUUCGGCAUUACCAGAACUCCAGACAUCUCCAAGUGCUUGAUGCUAGAGAGGUUGACUCUUGAAAGAUGUGACAAUUUGACAGAAAUUGACUGUUCAAUUGGAAGAUUGAGGUGCCUGAUUGACUUGAAUAUAAACGGCUGCUCACGUCUUGAAGAGUUGCCUAAAGAAGCUGGAGGGCUAGAGAACCUUAAGCGCUUCUCUUUGACAGAUUGCUAUAGGGUGAGCAAACUUCCCGACUCAAUUGGGAAAUUAGCAUCCUUGACGGAGUUGUUUCUAUCAAAUAUGAGAGUUACAAGCUUACCUGAUUCAAUCUGUAGACUAAAAUAUCUGUCAAGUCUCUAUGUAUCAAGAAUGCCAAUCACCGAACUUCCAGACUCUAUUGCAGCACUUGUGAAACUCAAGUCUUUGUCUCUGAUUAGCACUGAGAUCAGAGAGCUUCCUAUCUCCAUCGGAAAGCUGAAAUCAUUGCAUGUGUUGGAUUUUUCAUGUAAGAUGAUACCUAUAUUAACUGGAAAAAGGUGGAAGCUUCCUAAUGCUAUUGGAAUGUUGGAGAAUCUUGAAGAGAUACAUGCUGAGCGCUGUGAAGAAUUGGAAGGCAAAAUUCCUGAUGAAGUUGGAAACUUGCUAUUGUUGAGAAUCCUAGAUUUAUCAGAUACACGAAUAGAUGCCGUGCCUAGCACAAUCAGCAUGCUUCCUCGCCUCCAAGAACUGGACUUAAGUAGAUGUCAUGAGAUUAAAGAGUUGCCAAAGCUUCCCACAAGCUUGAUCUGUUUACGUGUUGAAUCUCGCUCGCUACUGUUGGUCCCAAAUCUGUCGAACUUGACUAAUUUGGAGGAAUUGCUUCUUUCUGAUGGCUCUAGAUAUAUGAACGGAUCAGAUUUAAUGCAGACUUCUGACUUGUCGUGGAUUGGGAGGUUAUCCAAAUUAAACAAGUUGGAACUGCGCCUCUGGAACAACCCCACCCCGCCCACAGAGUUAAGCUCCCUUAUUCUCCUGGAAGAACUUACUUUGUCUAGUCUGGACCUGCAACCUCUCGAGCAGCUUCCAUCUUCCUUGUUGGAGUUGCGGCUUGAUAACUUCAACUCAACCAGAUCACUAUCAUCCAACUUGAGAAGUUUGUCGAUAUUAGUGCUCUGUGGCUCUCGAGUGAAAGAAAUACAACUCCAUGGGCUUCUACAAUUGAGAAAUUUGACCGUGGAGUGUUGUGAACUCCUAGAAAGAUUGUCCAUCCUAUCAAGCUUAAAGAACCUGAUUUAUAUCCGGGUGUGCAAAUGCUCACAGCUGGUUGACAUUCAAUUCCAUGGUGUGAUGGAAUCGCUGCAGUACUUGUCAAUUGAGGAUUGUGAGUCUGUCGAAAGGUUACAUGCUGAAGUCUCCAACGAUUUAGAGUCUACGAGUGAGUUGGCUUUUUUGGGGAGAGAGUUUCCAUUCUAUCAACCGCCCUAAAGAAACUGAAAGAAUGCAGUUUGGUAAGUUGCGGAAAGCUACUCGAAAUUCAAGUUGUUGGUAUGUUGGAAUCAUUGGAAUACUUUCUCCUUUACCAUUGCCAUGCUAUAACAAGGCUAGGUGGUCUGGCAAACAUAAAGAACCUGCGCCAUUUAGCCAUCGGGAUGUGUUCUCAAUUAAGGGUUGUCGAGGGACUCGACAAAUUAGAGAUACUGGAUGAGUUGAAUAUUUUUGGAUGUUAUUCACUGGAAAGGCUGAUAGAUGCGUGGACCACAAAAAUACCAGAUGAGUGCCGUAUAUAUUUUACUAACUGCGGGGAGUUACUGGACUCUGAUCCAGUCGGAGACAACAAUGUCCCGUUCGAGCGUUAUAAAGAGAUGAUUCUUCGGGGAACAGCAGACACCCAAUCAGAGACCAAGAACUCUGAAUUGGAGACUGAAAAGGAGGCUAAAAUGAAAGGGGAUGCCGAAGAGCACGAGACUGAGCUUCAGCUACAGUUCCAACCAUCUACAAGUUCUCGGGAUCAUGAAAUUAUCGAAGAGCCUCCCGUUGACCAUGUCAGAGAAAGGACUUCGCCUGGAGAGCAAAACCAGACCACGGAGCAAGACUCGAACCCUAUAAGUCUAGAUGAACUUGCUCCACCAAGAACAUUUUCUGAUAGGUUCAAGACAUGCUUAGUGAGCAUAUUGGAAUGUAUCUGCAACCGUGACUUUCCUAGAUUUAAAGGUGAAAUUCUUUGAAGGUCAUAACAGAAGAAGCAUAUGAAGGAUAAUUCAGAAUAAGUGGAGACGGAAGACGAAGUCAAGUCUUGCCAUUUUGGUUGAUUGAAGAGCUAAGUGAUGGCAUCGAAAGAAAACUUUCGGACUCCUCUUGAUCAACCUCAAGGGCGACUACAGUCAAGGGACAAGUGCUCCAGAAACAAGAACUCAUGUUGCAUAGGAUUUUCCUCUGCGUUGGGGAUUCAUUAUCCAUUUGUCUGAGUUUCUUCAAUCAUUGACGGCAUGGGAUAAACCAACGAACGCAUGACAGGCAGCUGAACAGCACUGAUAUACAUUUUCAACCAAAGAUUAGGUGGUUGGUUAGUUGUAAUCUCUAUCAAUAUUCAUUGGCCAAGAUUUAAUAGAAGUUGCCUAAUAUUGGAAGCAUUGUCUUCCUAAAAAUUGGACUUAAGACACAUUUUGUAUAUGUCAGUUUUCAUCUUGUAUUCACCUUUAGAUUGAUGAGGGAAUCGUUCUACA